Penicillium samsonianum is the source of this 327-nucleotide messenger RNA. RefSeq lists its product as uncharacterized. The record is from RefSeq and is a predicted model, not a curated record. The coding region runs from base 1 to 327 and encodes 108 amino acids. NCBI's taxonomy places the organism in Eukaryota, Fungi, Ascomycota, Eurotiomycetes, Eurotiales, Aspergillaceae. The transcript has a single exon.
AUGGUCCGCUUCCUCAGCGACAAGCGCGUAGCCCCAACCCCAAACUCCAACCCCGAAUCCAAACAAAAGCUCCUCGUAAUCGGCGCCGGUCUUCCCCGCACAGCAACAUCCUCUCUCCAAGCUGCGCUAGAAGAACUAAACCUAACACCAUGCCUCCACAUGGCACAAAUAAUCCCACACACCUCCCGACAAGAACUCCUCAUCGCAGCCACACACUCCAAAGACACGGCCACGCGGCAAAAACAAAUCCACACGCUAAUCUCCGGCUACGCCGCAGUAUGCGAUAUGCCAGCUAUAUUCUUCCUCUCUGAUUUGAUGGACAUGUAA